Molecule: messenger RNA, 2193 nt
Organism: Planococcus citri (citrus mealybug)
Lineage: Eukaryota; Metazoa; Arthropoda; Insecta; Hemiptera; Pseudococcidae
Product: pancreatic lipase-related protein 2-like
Exons: 11
Coding region: 354-1973 (539 amino acids)
Biological process (GO): lipid catabolic process
Molecular function (GO): triacylglycerol lipase activity; protein binding
Source: RefSeq, a predicted model, not a curated record
CAUUUUCUGUACAUACAGAUUGAAAAUUAUUAUAGACGUAAUUAUAACGUCUAGUUCGGGGUAUGUUUUCUCGCUUGUUCGCGUCUUUUCAACAAUAAAAAUUGAUAACGGUAAAAUUUCAACGUGAAAAAUAACCGAUAGAGAAUUACCUUUUCUAUCAUGUAAGUUUAAAGUUCAACAGGUUCGGUAUUACACAUAGGUACACACGUUCGAUUUGUGUUGGUAAUUUAGACAAAAUAUACAAAUACUUUGUAGUGGUACCUGAGUAUAUUUAUCUCAUGAUCGAAUUCAUUUUCAAGUGUAAAACGUGAUACAGUGAUUUUUAAUACAUAUUUUAAUUACCUACUAUAAAAAUGAAUGCUAAUCUGACUGUCAUUUUCCAAACUUUAAUGUGCUUGUUUCAAACUAAACCACCAGAUUUGUUCAACGUUAAUAUCACAUUCCCUUUACUCAAUACCACUUCACGUGAAAUCACUUCACUGGACUAUUUGACACCGGAAUCCUACAUGGAAAAUGCGACGAUCAAGUGUUACGGUAUAUACGGGUGUUUUUCGAUCAUCGCCCCUUGGAAAGAUACCUCUAGACCAGUGAGCAAUUUCCCAGAGCAUCCAUCAAAAUUAGAUCCGAGAUUCUGUCUACAUACUCAACUCAAUCCAAUAGAAUGUCAAUAUUUGGAUCAUACGAAUUUAACGAGCAUUAUUUCGUCGAAUUUCGUAUUAUUUAAGAAGACUUAUUUCGUUAUGCACGGAUUUAUAGAAUCGGGUGAUCGACCAUGGAUGAAAGCCAUGGCCGCUAGUUUAUUAAACCUUGAAGAUUGCAAUGUGAUCUUAAUAGACUGGGGUAAAGGCUCAUCACCACCUUAUACUCAGGCAGCGGCCAAUAUUCGAUUGGUUGGAAGAAUGAGCGCGUUUUUAAUCCACGCGAUGACGACUCUUGGUAAUGCGACUUUGAUGACGGAAAACACACACCUCAUCGGGCACAGUUUAGGAGCGCAUAUGGCCGGAUACAUCGGAAAUACCGUCAAAGAAUUUUUCAAUUUGACUAUUGGUAGAAUAACAGGAAUGGAUCCUGCUGAACCUCAUUUCAGUCAAACGAAUCCAGUAGUCAGAUUAGACAAUACAGAUGCCACCUUUGUCGAUAUUAUUCACUCAAAUGCGAAACCUUUCAUAACUGGAGGUUUAGGAAUGGAUGAAGCUAUAGGACACCUGGAUUUCUACCCGAAUAGUGGAGAUCGACAACCAGGAUGCGGAGAAGGAAUGAUGAAAUUCAUUAAACAACAAAAUCAAAGCGUGAUUCGCGGAGUACGAGAUUUUUUUUCAUGCGAUCACGUCAGAAGUCACCAAUUUAUGCUCGAAUCGUUCGAAUCGUCAAAAUGCAAAUUUCUCAGCGUCGAGUGCACGUCUUGGGAGAGUUUCUUAGAUGGUGACUGUUUUCCUUGCAAAUCACGAAAGCAUCCUAAUGGAGCUUUUUGCGCACAUAUGGGUAAACCUUCGAUAGAAGACUGGAAAGCUUCAAACUUUCUUAAAUUACGAAGAGAAUACAAACCUAUCAAAUUGUUCACCAUUACUGAAGGCAAAAUACCAUUUUGCGCUAGUUUAUACAGGGUGACUUUGAACAUAUCAAAUUCCACAGAAAGUAUCGCUCAUAGAGGCGAAAUAGGAAUAUUUUUCGUCACGAUAAACGGUACAAAUGGGACAACUGCUUCUCUCGAAGUAUUCAAGGAGCGUUAUUAUGCACCUGGUACCACAUAUCGUCAUGUUAUCGGAGGCAGCUAUGUAGGUAAAAUAACUUCAGCGACCUUAUACUGGGAACAUCGCACCACCGUAAAUGUUCUAACUUGGAGAAUAGAUCCGGUCAUUCACAUUGGAUCUCUUACCGUCGAAACUUUUGCUGAUAAUCAAAAGUUGAAAUUUUGUCCAAUGAAUGAUGAAGUUCUAGGAUCAAAGAGAUCGAUGAAAAUGAAAUCAUGUUAGAAAACGUAAUGCGAUACCUACCUAAUAAUUUUAUACUCAGUUUUGUAAAUUGCUUUAAUUUGUUUGUUUUUUUUUUGUUCAUUCGAUAUUCUGCUCGAAAUACUUAUCAGCUGGAUAGUUACUAAUCAGCGAUUAUUUUUAAUGUAAAAUCUAGUCUUUUAACUAAUGCAAAAACGAUGGUAUGUUUUCCUUUUUCAAAAAUAAAUGUGUUUUUACGCAA